AUGUCAGAAUACAUACCUUUUGAAAUCCAAGUGGACAUCAUCAAAAGACUACCUGUGAAGUCAUUACUUCAAUUUAGAUCCGUCUCAAAACAAUGGAAGUCUUUGAUCGACAGCUCCGAGUUUAUUGCUGGCUACAGAUUCCGCCAAACUCAUCCACAACGUCUGCUUGUAUGGUACAAAGAUCCAGUAGACUUGAAGCAAAAGUACGUUUCGUUUGUCGAUGAUGACGCUUUCACCCAACAAGAGCUUGCUCCGACUUUUCCUGUGCUCUCUGAACAUUUAUCUAGAUUGGAAUUUCUCGGGAGCUCUCAAGGAUUGUUGUGUUUGUCUGGUUUUUAUAAAGAUCCAGACCAUCCUCGUUAUAAAGUUGCCACAAAGUUGAUUGUUCUUUUGAAUCCUUCGAUUAGAAAAUCAGUCUUAAUACCUGUCCCAGGUUUUUCAGGUUGUUCGGAAAUUGUUGUUGGUUUUGGGGUUUGUCCUAUCACUAAUGAUCCUACGAUUGUGAAGAUUACAAAUGUUGGUACGGAAGUUAGCUCUCCCAUGUUUGAGGUUUUUAAAUUGAGCAGAGGUAGUUGGAGAACUCCUUGUAGCAAUCUGCCUAAGAAAUCAAUUGAGGUUAUAUUGUCUGAGGUAGCUAUACAUAGUUAUAUUUAUUGGGUUGCUUUUGAUAAUGAUUUUCAGAUGCAAAAACAUGUGAUUAUUUCAUUUGAUAUGACUACCGAAGAAUUUAGAGUCAUAGACCUACCGGAUAGUCUAGCAUAUGCUACAUUUUUCAUCUCUAAGCUAUGGGAUUCUCUUGUUGUGCUUGAAGUUUUUGAUGUAUGGAUUAUGGAUAAUGAUGUUCUGCAUUCCUUUACAAAGCUAUUUACCAUUAACACACGAUAUGAAUCGAUAACGAUUUUGGGAUUUACAAAUAGUGGUGAACCCAUGAUUGAAGUACAAGGGGAGGAUUACGAAGAACCAGCUUCACUUGUUGUCUAUGAACCUAACUCAGAACACAUCAAAGAUAUUGGGAUUCAUGUAGAAAAUGUUUCAUCAUUUGUUAGUUCAUACAUGGAAACACUACUUUUACAUGAUCAAUCAGAUUGUAGUGGUUUAUUAUAG
Molecule: messenger RNA, 1104 nt
Organism: Lactuca saligna
Lineage: Eukaryota; Viridiplantae; Streptophyta; Magnoliopsida; Asterales; Asteraceae
Source: the annotation of a GenBank genome assembly